Molecule: messenger RNA, 834 nt
Organism: Rhizoctonia solani
Lineage: Eukaryota; Fungi; Basidiomycota; Agaricomycetes; Cantharellales; Ceratobasidiaceae
Product: ATP synthase subunit C
Exons: 10
Coding region: 1-834 (277 amino acids)
Biological process (GO): proton transmembrane transport
Cellular component (GO): proton-transporting V-type ATPase, V0 domain
Molecular function (GO): proton-transporting ATPase activity, rotational mechanism
Source: RefSeq, a predicted model, not a curated record
AUGCCUGCCAAGAGUACGCUCAUUGCCAUAUCCUCGGUCGGGAUUCCUGAUGUUGACUACUUUACAGGAUACAUCUUCACCUUCAAGGAGGGAACAGGCGAGAAUUCCCCACAAGCCAUAAAAGCAAAGGAGUUUAUCAAGAGCCAGGGUGGCAAGAUCACACACGAUUAUGGCGAAAUUGGAUUCGCUGCGGAAGUUCCAGAACAAGGCUAUGCUAAUAUAGCGAGUUUCACGGAUAAUGACUUGGCAGAUGCGGUGGAGGCUGUGGAGGAAGAUGGUUCUGGUGAAGCUUUCAACGUUGGUCGAUUCUUAGAAGAGACAAGUCCAUACGCCUGGGCAAUGGUGGGGAUUGGCCUCUGCAUUGGGCUCAGUGUAAUGGGCGCUGGAUGGGGUAUUUUCGUUACUGGCGCGUCCAUCCUCGGUGGAGGUGUUAGGACACCACGUAUUCGCACUAAGAAUUUGAUCAGUAUUAUCUUUUGCGAAGUUGUGGCCAUUUACGGUGUUAUUAUGGCUAUCGUAUACUCUCAGCGAGUUAAUCAAAACAUUCCCGAAGACCAGCUAUACACUCGCGAGAAUUAUUAUACUGGCUUCGCAUUGUUCUGGGGAGGCUUGACCGUUGGUUUCUGCAAUUUACUUUGUGGUGUUUCCGUUGGUAUCACCGGUUCCAACGCUGCGCUAGCCGACGCUGCGGACCCCAGCUUGUUUGUAAAAGUGUUGAUUGUUGAGAUUUUUGGCUCGAUCAUGGGCUUGUUUGGCUUGAUCGUGGGCCUCUUAGUUGUCCAGAAAGCGGAAGAAUUCAAAGGCGCAGGAGCUGCCACACUUCUCAUGCACUGA